AUGUUAUGUGUGCAAACCUCUGACCUCUGGCCGGAAGGAAGACACCUGACUGACUGACUGACAGCACCGACUUGGCAUCUAUCUGAGUCUGAUCGACUCACUCUCACUCUCACCCACACCCUCAUGCCAUGGCGGCAAGGUAACAUACUCGUACGUGGCAAAACCGCAAGACGCCGCAACAACACAACAGAGGACAACAAAUCAAAACACAACACACCGCAGUGCACCGCACAAGCUAUGGCCUGAGGGUGUAGAAGCGCUCCAGGUGGUCAAUGUACUCCCUCUCAGCCAAAUGGUCGCCGGCAUAACCUAGCGCGCGCACACACAGACACCGACACAGACAAACACACACACACACACACACACAUGGGUCCAGUCGGUGUCUGUCUGUGUCUUUUCCCACAUUCCUCGCUCACCGAUGUGCGACACGUGUCUGUCGGGCCUGACCAUGACGAACGCGCCGGCGUUGCCCCAUGCGGGCUGCAGGUUGAGCCGCAGCUUCUUGACCACCUCGCCCUCCAGGUCCCAACACACACAGAAAUCGCUCGGAUGCACUUCCAGCUGGCUCCUGACACACACACACAGAGAGAGAGAAAGAGAGAGAGAGAGAGACCGACUUCGUCCAUCCAUCCAUCGAUCCAUCCAUCCCUGUGUUUAGCGUGUGCAGACAGCCGUACAUUCCGCCCAGGCGGUCCCUUAUGUGUUUGCCGAUUGAGUUGAGGCUGCCGCCGCCCAUGGAGGAGGGGAUGAUGGCGGCCUUGCCGGCCGUCAGGAUGACGGCCACACUGCAGCCGCCCCACGGACACCCGGAUGCGAUCCCGAUCCGCCCAACGGACUCACACGCAACCUGCAACAGGUCCUCAAACGUAUCCGAUACUGCAUGGCCACACACACCGUGACGCACACACAGGGAGAAUCAAAGACAGAGAGACGGGGGGAGAAUGUGUGGCGUCGCGUGGUGUGCGCGUGGUGGUUGUGCGUAGUUACUGGUGUCCUGGGUGACGUCAUGGUUCCUGUUGGCGGUGCAUUCGUCGGUGAGAAAUGCGAACCAGCUCCUGGACGGUGCCGAGGGGCCCUCGUUGCCCAGCGACACACGCAGCACCAGCAGCAGGGUGUGGUGCGGACCGCACAGCAGCUGCAGCCAGCCAUACACACACAUCGAUCGACACGCCGAUGGCCGAAUGAGUGCGUGUCUCUCUCUCUCUCUCUGUGUGUGUGUGUGUGUGAUGCCUUGUUCACCUUGUGCAGCCUGGUGAAUUGUGUCCGUGGGCCCCUCCUGCCCUCUGGGAUCUGCAGACACAACAAACACCACACGGUCAGUCAGUCGUAGAGAUCAGAUGCAUGCUGUGUUUGUUUUGUUUGUGGGGUGGUGGUGUGCGUGGAUGGGUAGGGUCCCUCCUUCCCUGACUGACUGACCAGUCCGAGUGAUGUGUCGGGGCACCUAUCGCCGGGCCUCACCGCCCCUGGAAUGUGCCCACUGCCGAUCAUCUUGCUGCAGGCAGCACACACAUUAUACACACACACAUAUGAUGGAUGCGAGAGGGUGACCGACUGGGCGGUGUGGUGUUGGCUGAUGUGUUUUGGUCUGUCUUUAUUGACUGACUGGUCGGUGGGGUAUCUCAGUGUGGUCUGCGACAUGGCCCCGCUGAUGUGGCGGUUCACCGGACCGCUCCCCAGCACCAACGGCAGCACAUUGCGCAGCGCCCAUGUUACCCACCCCUCUGCACACACACAGACAUAGAUAGACACACCACUCAAGACUGCCCUCCCUCACGAGCAUGGUUGUUUCCCUGACGCACUUGCUUCGAUGAGGUCCUUGUAUCCGAUGGAGGUGUAGUUGACGAUGGACUCGGCGAUGGGCCGCCGCUCGUGGUCGUAGCUGUCGAGGAGGGCGGGUGCGGCGUUGCCCUUGACGACCAUGGCGAGCUUCCACGCCAGGUUAUGGGCGUCGCUGAUGCCGACGUUCAUACCCUGGUGACCCAGGGGCGGGUGCACAUGCGCCCUGCACACCACACGGACAGACGGACGGCCAGAUGGAUGGAUGGGUGGAUGGAUGAGGGUGUGGGCUCUGCGCAUAUGAGUGUAUGUCUUACGCGUCGCCGGCGAUGAAUGCGUUUCCGACUCUGAAUGUGGAGGCGCAUCGUGAGUUGAUUGAGUAGACCGAACCCCAGUAGACACGCUGCAGCACGGUGCCCGGCACCACCUGACACACACACACACACAUACAUACACACAUACACAGAUAUCAACGCGGGAGUGAGAUGUGCACUGACUGUUCACUUAUUCUUCCUUCCUACCGCUGAUACAAUGUCUUGGAGUUCGGCGUGUGAUGGUGGCUCCUGUGUGUGAGAAAUCAAUACAAUGAAGGCAGGCAGGACAGCCGACAAGAGAUCACUCACUGCAUGUGCGCACCUUGUAGUAUCUGUUGUCCAGAACGAUAUCGGGAUCAGUCACGGCUGAAAACAUACGCAAACACACACACACACACACACAGAGAGAGAGAGAGAGAUUGACGCCCGUCUGCAUUAGAUGUCUGUGUGUGUACUGUCCCCCCCUCCCUCCCUCCCUGGUACCCAUUCUCCUGAUAGCGAUGAUUCGCCACCUGUCGUCGCUGAGGGCCAAACAGCUCAACAUGUGACCGUUGGCGGUGAUCGUGUUGAACCGAUUCCUGCACGACCAACCAUCACCCAACCACAACACACACCAUGUGAGCCACGGCCGCAUAUAGCUAUGCAGUGGUGUGCCUUCCUUGCCUGUCGUUGGGGACCCCCCAGACCAUCUUGGUCGUCGCCACGAUGAACUCAUUGGGGAGGGUCGUGCCUGCGGACAGACACGGCACCACACGACCGACACACACAUUGACCAACCAGCACUCAAUGCCAUCCAUCCAGCCAGCCAGGUGACAGCACAGCCCACCCUCAAAUCUGAUGCCAAGGGUUUUCCUGACCAGCGACCGCGCCCCAUCACAGCCCACGAGGUACCGUCCCCUCACCCGCCGCAGCCCACCGCCAGGCGGCCUGUGGUGGUGGUGACUGAGGCUGUGGUGGCCCGCUGACGAGUGCUCCCUGUGUGUGGUGGCGCCGUAGCGCCCCCCGUCGCCCUGCCGCUCGUCGGCGAUGUUCAUGAGAGUGGCGAUGGACUCGCUGCUGCAGUGGGACCGCACGGACGGCGUCAUCUCGCGCUCCCAUGACGCACUCAGGUUCAAAGGGUCACUCGGGGAGUCGUCGGCUGAGCGAGAAUCUGCACACGUACACACACACAGGGUGGGUGGUGUGUGCCAGCCCCCGUGUGUGUGUGUGGCGCAGGUACCUCUGUCGGUGAAUCUGGUGGUGCAUUCGGAUGAGAGUGUGGUUGCGGUGAGGGGUGUGGUCUUGGGGGUGAGGAACGGCUGGGGGAACCGGAGCGACGGCGUCACCACCGCGUUGGGCUGAACCAACACCUGACUCACACACACACACGCACAGACUCACACACGUAAGAUGCCUGUCCGUCUGUCUGUUGGUGCGUCACACGUACCUCGACGCCCUCGUGGUGUGCAUUUCCCACUUUGAUGGCGAGCACCUCGACUGGCCGGCGGAUGCGGUGGCCGUACCCCAGCUGCACAAUCCUCUCGGUGAGUAUCCUCUCGGUCUCCGUCUGCUCGAGCGCUAUCGGCAAAGCGUAGUGGCUGUCGCACUUGUCGUACGUCCAGUCAAAGGCCACAGACCCUGCCAAUCAAUGGGCGUGGCGUGGUGGCCACCCGCCCACAGACAGACAGACAGACAGACAGACAGAGGGACAGACACAGCACCACGUCAAUGAGUGUGUGUAUGUCCUUCCUCGGACCACAACCAUCCGUACCAUCGACGAACACCCGCUCUCCUUUCAUUUUGACCCCCUCCCGUAGCACCUCGUCAAUCACACCCACGUCUGCACGCACACACAGACGUGUAGUUCAUGCCAGCCGAGCCGAGCGAGUCUUCGCCUGUCUGCCUGCCUGCCUGCGACUGUCCUGUCUGUCUGUCUGUCUGUCUGUCUGCGACUGUCCUGUUUGUCAGUCAGCACGUGCCUUCGAAAAUCUCGAGUGUCCUGGGCUGCACGCCCAGGGCCCUGCUGGUGUCCACGUGGCGGGGCAUUCGGUCGAGCAACAGAAAGUCCACUCCACGCCUAUAUGCCAACACCAUCAACACACAAGCCGAGUGAAAUCAGCGGCGCCACACACACGAGUCGGCAUUGCAGUGCGCUGGCUGCCUUGUUUUCACCUUGCAAGAUCCAGGGCGAGGCUGAGGCCGGUCGGCCCUGCUCCAAGGAUGAUGACGUCCGUUUCAUCUGGCAACUCCACGUGCGGCGGCGGCAGCCGCAGAGACAGCAUUAACGCUACCGGCCGACAGUUUCUCGGGAUCUUUCGCAGAUCACGAUGGCAUCGUGCUCAGGUCGUCACCGCACAGCUCAAUUCACCAUCCG
This is a messenger RNA of Vitrella brassicaformis, 4443 nucleotides long. NCBI's taxonomy places the organism in Eukaryota, Vitrellaceae. The record is from the annotation of a GenBank genome assembly.